AUGUUGGACCAGAUGGCAAACGAAAUCAAACUCCUGUCGGGGAGUUCCCACCCGGAGCUGAGCGCCCAGGUCGCUAGCCGUCUGGGCAUCGAUGUCGCCAACACCUUGAGCCUCCACUAUUCCAACCAGGAGACGAGCGUGUCCAUCGGGGAAUCCGUCCGCGACGAAGACGUCUUCAUCCUCCAGUCGACUGCCCCCGGCGACGUCAACGAUGGCCUCAUGGAGCUCCUCAUCAUGAUCCAUGCCUGCCGAACAGCCUCGGCCCGUCGCAUCACCGCCGUCAUCCCCAACUUCCCUUACGCCAGGCAGGACAAGAAGGACAAGUCGCGUGCUCCUAUCAGUGCCAAGCUCAUCGCGAAUAUGCUUCAGGUGUCUGGAUGUAAUCACGUCAUAACCAUGGACCUCCACGCCUCCCAGAUCCAGGGAUUCUUCAACGUCCCCGUCGACAACCUGUACGCCGAACCCUCGGUUCUCCGCUGGAUCCGCGAGAACCUCGACAGCAGCAACUGCGUCAUCGUCUCCCCCGAUGCUGGAGGCGCCAAGCGUGCCACCUCCAUCGCCGACCGACUCAACACGGGCUUCGCCCUCAUCCACAAGGAGCGUCCCAUGCCUAACGUUGUAGGCCGCAUGGUCCUCGUCGGAGACGUCGUCGACAAGGUGGCCAUUCUCGUCGACGACAUGGCUGACACCUCUGGCACUCUCGCCAAGGCUGCCGCCACCGUUAACGAGCACGGCGCUCGCGAGGUCUGGGCCAUUGUCACCCACGGUAUCCUCAGCGGUAAGGCCAUUGACACCAUCAACUCGUCGUGCCUGUCCGGCCUCGUCGUCACGAACACUUGGAACUGCACAGAUCUGCUAACAUGUCGCACAGUCGGUAACAAGACGGAGCUCUGCCCCAAGAUCAAGGUCAUGGACGUUUCGGCCACUCUGGCGGAGGCCAUCCGUCGCACUCACAACGGAGAGUCCGUCUCGUACCUCUUCACCAACGCCCCUGUCUAG
Geosmithia morbida is the source of this 999-nucleotide messenger RNA. Its product is annotated as ribose-phosphate pyrophosphokinase. Gene Ontology annotation, molecular function: ribose phosphate diphosphokinase activity; magnesium ion binding. Gene Ontology annotation, biological process: purine nucleotide biosynthetic process; ribonucleoside monophosphate biosynthetic process; 5-phosphoribose 1-diphosphate biosynthetic process. The transcript has 6 exons. The record is from RefSeq and is a predicted model, not a curated record. Gene Ontology annotation, cellular component: ribose phosphate diphosphokinase complex; cytoplasm. Lineage: Eukaryota; Fungi; Ascomycota; Sordariomycetes; Hypocreales; Bionectriaceae. Bases 1 to 999 code for a protein of 332 amino acids.